AUGGCAUCCCUUUCUGUUGAAGAAGAAAACUAUGUUCGAAUGAGUUUGUUACUAACAGGAAUUUCUCCUCGUGCAGCUAGAACUUUCUUUGAUGGUGAAUUUUCUCCCGCAUGCUUAGAUGCUACAAUAAAGAAGGAGUAUAACAAAUUGUUCGACUUAAAAAAGAAGCAUAUAAUCAACCAAUCACAGUGGAACCUUUUGUUUCCAAGAUUUCCUGAUGUACCAGAUUCUAAAACAUUUGAUGUGACUUUGAUGAUAUUAUUACUGAGGAAUUUGGCUCAAAUCACCCCUCCUCUUUGUGGAUUUGACCGUCUACCCUCUGCAAAAGAAACCACACCAGCCUCAGACUUAGCAAGGAUCAAACACUUCAGAAAUUACCUGGCUCAUUUGGAUGAUGACAAGCUAGACUCAGGGAUCUUCAAUACUGCUUGGAAUGAUAUAACUUGUGCCAUAGAUAGAUUAGGUGGGCGGAAAAUGAAGCAGGAGUGUAAUCAUCUGAAAACCAAACCUUUAGAUCAAACCAACCAAGAAAUAAUCAUGGACAUCAGCCAUUCCAAUAAUGAAAUAAAGGAACUAAGAGAAUCAUUUAAAAGUUUGGAGCGGUCGCAUACUGAAAUGAUGAAAUCUCAUGAAUUACUUCAAGAACAUCAUGAAGAAGUAAAGAAAUCCCAUGAGACAUUACAAGAUGACCAUACAAAAGUAAAAAAAUCCUAUAAAGUAUUACAAGAUGACCAUACAAAAGUUAAGAAAUCCCAUGAGAAAUUACAGGUUGACUAUAAGAAAGUAACAAAGGAAAUGGAAACAAUAAAGACUUCUCAGGAAGAUAUUGUGCCAUGGAAUAUAAGAGCAAGAAUAAAUGAUACACUUACAGAUUGGAAGGACAAUGAUAAUAGGAUGUUUAUAAAUACAAGAGCGUCCCAGUAUGUACUUAAAUGUAUAAAGGAAAACAGCUGUGUAACUAUAACAGCUAGUUCCGGAGUAGGUAAGACAGCAACACUUAGACAUGUAGCUUUACAAAUGGCAGAAGAAGAAGAAUAUGAUGUACUUAUAGUGACACAGCCAGGUGACAUUCUGAGGUUCCACAAUCCAAAUAAGAAAACAUUGUUUGUUGUUGAUGAUUUGUGUGGAAACUUUUCGCUGAACCAGAGCGACAUUAAAUGUUGGGAACCAAUACUGGAGGAUAUAAGACAAAAUCUUGAAAAAAAACAACUAAAAAUAUUAGCAGCAUGUCGGUUACAGGUGUACCAAGAUGAUAAGUUUGAUUCAUUAUCAGUUUUUAAGUCAUGUGUAUGUAACAUGUUAUCAAAGAACAUUUGCUUGUCAAAAACUGAAAAAACAUCAAUAGCGAAGUUGUAUCUCAAUGCAAAAGCUUCUGAGAUAAGUGACUUUUAUGAUAUUUAUGACUGUUUUCCUCUUUUAUGUAAAUUAUGUCAUGAUAAUCCUGAACUUAAUAUAACUGAUUUCUUUCAAAAUCCAUUUUCAAUUUAUGAAGCAGAGAUUGAUAAGUAUCUAAAAAAAGGGCAUUACGCUAAAUACUGUGCUUUGGCUUUAUGUGUCAUGUUUAACAACAAAUUAAAGGAAGAAAUGUUGACAGAACAAGUGAACGGAGAAACCAGAACUAUCAUUGAGAAUACAUGUGAGGCAUGUAGAUUAGACAGUGGAACAUCAAGACUUAUGUACAUACAGAGAAUGAUUGAUGACUGGUCAAAAGGAAAAUUACAAGAUGUAUUUAGUAACAUCAAUAUGAAGAUACCUCAGUUCAGACAGAAAUUGCUCUGCUAUUUGAAAACACUAGAUAUAUCCACCCAGACAAAACUGGCAAAUAUCUCUGAUGAACAUAAAACAUUAUUAAAUUGUCGUUAUUCGAGGAUGUUACACGAUAAGGAAUAUGAAAUUUCUUUAUUACAUUUUUGUUAUUUAGGAGAUAUUUGUUUGGUCAAGUGGUGUUGUGAUCAUGGUGUAGAUGUAAACAGAUGUUCAUCUCAUAAUCAGUUGCCCAUAGUGACGGCUUGUGAACAUGGUCAUAUAGAAAUAGUAAAGAUGUUGCUAGACAGAGGAGCAGACUAUAAUAAAUGUGGAGGGUAUGGUGAGUCACCUGUAAUGAUGGCUUGUAAAAAGGGUCAUAAAGAAAUAGUAAAGAUGUUGUUAGACAGAGGAGCAGACUAUAAUAAAUGUGAUUUUUGGGGGGAUUCACCUGUAAAGAAGGCUUGUGAAAAAGGUCAUACAGAUAUAGUAAAGAUGUUGUUAGACAGAGGAGCAGACUGUAAUAAAUAUGGAAGCUAUGGUGAGUCACCUGUAAUGAAGGCUUGUGGAAAUGGUCAUAUAGAAAUAGUAAAGAUGUUGUUAGACAGAGGAGCAGACUAUAAUAAAUGUGAUAGAGAUGACAGGUCACCUUUAAAGGAGGCUAGUCAACAUGGUCAUAUAGAAAUAGUACAGAUGUUGUUAGACAGAGGAGCAGACUAUAAUAAAUGUGACAGGUGGGGUCAAACACCUCUAAGUAAGGCCUGUGAAAAUGGUGAUAUAGAAAUAGUAAAGAUGUUGUUAGACAGAGGAGGAGACUAUAAUAAAUAUGGAUGGUAUGGUGAGUCACCUUUAAUGCAGGCUUGUAGAAAUGGUCAUAUAGAAAUAUUAAAGAUGUUGUUAGACAGAGGAGCAGACUAUAAUAAAUGUGAUAAAGGUGAUGAUUCACCUGUAAUGAAGGCUUGUGAAAAUGGUCAUAUAGAAAUAGUAAAGAUGUUGUUAGACAGAGGAGCAGACUAUAAUAAAUGUGGAGGGUAUGGUGAGUCCCCUGUAAUGAAGGCUUGUAAAAAUGGUCAUAAAGAAAUAGUAAAGAUGUUGUUAGACAGAGGAGCUGACUAUAAUAAAUGUGGAUGGUAUGGUGAGUCACCUGUAACGAUGGCUUGUGAAAAUGGUCAUAUAGAUAUAGUAAAGAUGUUGUUAGACAGAGGAGCAGACUAUAAUAAAUGUGGAGGGUAUGGUGAGUCCCCUGUAAUGAUGUCUUGUAAAAAGGGUUAUAUAGAAAUAGUAAAGAUGUUGUUAGACAGAGGAGCAGACUAUAAUAAAUGUGAUAAAGGUGAUGAUUCACCUGUAAUGAAGGCUUGUGAAAAUGGUCAUAUAGAAAUAUUAAAGAUGUUGUUAGACAGAGGAGCAGACUAUAAUAAAUGUAGAUUGUUUUUUGGGUCACCUGUAACGAUGGCUUGUAAAAAUGGUCAUAAAGAAAUAGUAAAGAUGUUGUUAGACAGAGGAGCUGACUAUAAUGAAUGUGGAUUGUACGGUGAGUCCCCUGUAAUGAUGUCUUGUAAAAAGGGUUAUAUAGAAAUAGUAAAGAUGUUGUUAGACAGAGGAGCAGACUAUAAUAAAUGUGAUAAAGAUGAUGAUUCACCUGUAAUGAAGGCUUGUGAAAAUGGUCAUAUAGAAAUAGUACAGAUGUUGUUAGACAGAGGAGCAGACUAUAAUAAAUGUGGAUUGUAUGGUGAGUCACCUGUAAUGAUGGCUUGUAAAAAGGGUCAUAAAGAAAUAGUAAAGAUGUUGUUAGACAGAGGAGCACACUAUAAUAAAUGUGAUUAA
Mytilus trossulus (common blue mussel) is the source of this 3567-nucleotide messenger RNA. RefSeq names its product ankyrin-3-like. The transcript has 5 exons. The record is from RefSeq and is a predicted model, not a curated record. Bases 1 to 3567 code for a protein of 1188 amino acids. Lineage: Eukaryota; Metazoa; Mollusca; Bivalvia; Mytilida; Mytilidae. Gene Ontology annotation, molecular function: protein binding.